This is a messenger RNA of Cucurbitaria berberidis CBS 394.84, 1218 nucleotides long. RefSeq lists its product as uncharacterized. The record is from RefSeq and is a predicted model, not a curated record. Lineage: Eukaryota; Fungi; Ascomycota; Dothideomycetes; Pleosporales; Cucurbitariaceae. Bases 265 to 885 code for a protein of 206 amino acids. The transcript is spliced from 2 exons.
CCCCAAACAGCUUCAUGUAGGCGUCAUGUCACUUAACUCGUGACGUUUAUCUAACCGCAUGUGUUCCGUUCGGACACCUUCUCCUCCUUUACCUGACCUCUGAUCUCACCAUUACGUCCACCUGCAGAGAUGUUCAGUCCUCGGGUAUAUCUACGUGCAACUCGUGCUUCUCACACGCUUACACAGCGAUUUAGACCAUCAACGCGCACUUUUCAAACUAGUCUUAAAUCUGUCAGAUACUUUUCUAUCACCAAUACAUUCAGAAUGCCAGAAACUCUCCACGCCAGCGAGGUCAACUCCAAAACCGACCCCUCUGUUGCAAAGCAGUAUGACAACGAGACACCCAAGGACCAGCAGAUUCAACAGUUCUUCGAGAUUGCUGAUGGAUUGAAGAUCUGUAUGCUGAACACAUACCGCAACGGUGUUGGACCGGUUGGCCGCUCAAUGGCAGUCGCCAAGCGCAAUGGCCCCGAUUUUCUUUUCCUCGCGAACAAAGACUCCACCAAGUUCUCCGACCUCGAUCAGAACAAGGAGGUUCAGAUCUCUUUCCAAGAUGCGAAGUCGUCACAAAACUGGAUCAGCAUCUCCGGUACAGCGACAACUACUUCCAACAGCGAUCCUCGUAUCAAGGAUGUUUGGAGCCGUGCCACAGGGGCCUGGUUCGGUGAUUUAGGCGAUGGAAAACACACUGGUGGCCCAGAGGACCCACGUAUGACGUUGAUUGAGGUGAAGAGCAAGUAUGUCACAUACUACCAGACAGACGUGGGCUUGUUGGGAAUGGCGAAGGAGGUUAUUGGUGCUGCGGCGACAGGAGGUGUUGCGAAUACGGGUAAGAUUAGGGAGUUGAGCGAGCAGGACCUGGAAAAGUCAAGGUCAAAGCAGUGAGUGCAAAGCCGCACUAAGGUAUACAUUUGUAUGGGUAACGACAUCGACAGAUCUCGAAUGAAGCUUUGAAGGUUCAAACCAAUGAAUAAGGCUGUAUCAUCAUUUUCACUGGAUCGGUUCUUCAUGGAACUAUCUGUUGCAGCUGUCCCGUUCCGUUCCAUCUCCCUUAACUAACAUACUCUAACCCAACAGGCACUCCAACGUCCUUUGUAUCUCCGGUCAAAACCUCCAAAACCGCCUUCCGCCCAUCUCCCGACCCCCUCCACGUUAUCUCCACCAACUUCCCAAACAUUGUCCGACCAGAGCUUUGUGCCACGAACCAUAUCUUCUGUU